Rhodotorula toruloides NP11 is the source of this 1554-nucleotide messenger RNA. RefSeq names its product tRNA-splicing endonuclease subunit sen54. The coding region runs from base 1 to 1554 and encodes 517 amino acids. NCBI's taxonomy places the organism in Eukaryota, Fungi, Basidiomycota, Microbotryomycetes, Sporidiobolales, Sporidiobolaceae. Gene Ontology annotation, cellular component: tRNA-intron endonuclease complex. The transcript has 5 exons. Gene Ontology annotation, biological process: tRNA-type intron splice site recognition and cleavage. The record is from RefSeq and is a predicted model, not a curated record.
AUGGAGGACGACCGACCAACGGCUGCGCGCAUCGACCAGGAGGAGGCGGAGGAGGACGCGCUCCCAGACUGGUCUCGCUUCGCUGCCUUCGCAAAGGCCAAGGGCGACAAGGGCGAGGGCGGCGUGCUGGUCCCGUUCAUUCCGAAGCGCGGCGAGAAGGACUUCGAGCCGCUCCCUGCGUCCGACGCUUUCCCGCCGUCCAGCAAGGAAGCGACCCUGUCUGAGCAUCAAAAGAACCUACUGCAGAACUCUCGAAACGCCCUCUAUACCGCACUCUCGUCCGGCUCGCGUCACCACUCCUCUCGCGGUCACAAUUCCUUCACAUGGCGACCAGAACUCGACGGCGGGAGGGCGACCUGCGACGCAGGCAACGCGGCGUACGGCAUCCACUUUGGCAACAUUGGGUUCUUCCACCAGAAGCGAAGGCAGCUAGAAUUGUUGCCAGAAGAGGCGCUUUACAUGGUCGAGCGAGGCGCGGUGGAGCUCUGGCGGGAGGAAGAGGUGGGUUCAAGGGUGCCCAUGAGCGUACAGCAGGCCUGGGAUGAAGUUAUCGGUCACGACGAAAUGACGCCGGAGCGGUAUCAGGUCUAUGCAUUCCUGCGACGACUCGGCUACGUCGUUGUUCGGGCACGCCCUGUGCCUGGAGCAGAGCGACCGAAUGCCGUCAAGCCUGCUCCCGCGUACCGGCACUUCAUCGACUGCCUCGCCUACUCUAUCCUUCCCAUCCGCGACCUUGUCCUACGCCUCGUCUCGUGCGCCCGAGCCAUGCUUCUACGGUCACCUACGACGGCCAAGCGGAUACGGCUGAUCGUGACACGCGCCGUGGGUGCGCGAGAAGGCAAGCAGGCGAGCCUGGUUGCUGGCCGGCGGUGGACGACCUAUGACCAGAUCUUCUCUCGCCUCGCGAUCAUCCCGAGCGGCCACGAUCGACCACUCUCUCGCGGCCCUCUGCCUCAUACUCCCUCCGUCUUCACGCCUCUCUCGCCAGUGCCCGACAACUGCAAGCCCAAGGACCUUCCUCCGCUCGAACAGUACCCUUACCAGCCGUUCUUCCACAUCUACAAGCCCGUGACGAAGUACAAGAAGAGCGACCCGCCCGAGCCAGAUUUCAAGAUGGUCGUGAUCAACGCCGCGACAACGCCCAUGCCCGACCUAUUCGAGUUCACCGCCAUGUUUGGUUCUGCACCCUUCCCUCCCGAACCUUCGGCCGCACCCGGAUCCAGCGCAGGCCCUUCCGCGUUCGGCCAGCGCCCUCCUCGUAAGAACGCGCCUCCGCGUCGCGAGCAUCCUACCCCGCCUCCUGAACCUCAAACUCGCGUCCAACGGAUCCUCUCCUCCAUCCCGUUCGUUCCCCGCCUCUUCCCCUCCCUCGCUCCUCCCGCCACUCAGCCUGCUCGCCGCGGUCCGAAGAAACCCUCUCCCUACCCACGGCUGAAGACCGGCCGCCGAACGAUCCUCGUCGCAGUCGUCGACAACGGCACGAGCAGCUUGCUUCGGUUCUCGGAGGGAGAGUUUGCCAAGAUUCCCUGGGCCGGAGCGGCGAGGAGUAUGUAG